Messenger RNA from Triplophysa rosa, 2303 nucleotides. Its product is annotated as sodium- and chloride-dependent transporter XTRP3-like. The transcript is spliced from 12 exons. Gene Ontology annotation, biological process: sodium ion transmembrane transport. Gene Ontology annotation, cellular component: plasma membrane. Gene Ontology annotation, molecular function: L-proline transmembrane transporter activity. The record is from RefSeq and is a predicted model, not a curated record. Bases 147 to 1955 code for a protein of 602 amino acids. NCBI's taxonomy places the organism in Eukaryota, Metazoa, Chordata, Actinopteri, Cypriniformes, Nemacheilidae.
UGUGUGAGGAGAUGAGACGCAGCAGCCGGUGACUAAAAUCAAACAUUCACCUAAAUGACACGGAUCCAGCCAAUAACAGUCUGAGUUCCUCCCCCGGACCUUUACUGAGAUCCAGCGGACGGGAUCUGUUGUUGAAGGUCAUCAUCAUGAGUAAAGAAGCGCGUCCGUCCUGGGACAGUCCCAUGCAGUUUGUCCUGGCGUGUGUGUCUUAUGCAGUCGGUCUUGGGAACGUCUGGCGUUUUCCAUACCUCUGUCAAAUGCACGGGGGAGGUGGAUUUUUGAUUCCCUAUCUGUUGAUGUUGGUUCUGGAGGGAAUCCCUCUCUUCUGUAUGGAGCUGGCCAUCGGUCAGAGGAUGCGUUUGGGCAGUAUCGGGGCGUGGACGGCCAUCAGCCCGUAUCUGGGUGGACUGGGCAUCGCCAGUGUUGUGACCUCAGUGUACUUGUGUCUUUACUACAACAUCAUCAAUGCCUGGAGCUUCUGGUAUCUCUUCCAUUCAUUUCAGCCAGUGUUGCCGUGGUCCGAGUGUCCGGUGAACAGUAACCGGAGUGGAUAUGUGCAGGAGUGUGAAGUGGCUUCACCCACACAGUAUUUCUUCUAUCGUGAGACACUGAACGUCUCCUCGUCUAUCGAUGAGAAUGGUGGUGUUCACAUGGGACUGGCGUUGUGUCUUCUGCUGGCGUGGGUCAUCGUCUUCCUCUUCAUCGUCCGUGGGGUCAAAUCAACAGGAAUGGUUGUGUAUUUUACAGCUACGUUUCCAUACCUGGUUCUCAUCAUUUAUUUGAUUCGUGGCUUCACUCUUCACGGGGCCUGGAACGGAGUCAAGUACAUGUUCACGCCUAAACUGGAGCAGUUAGCAAAUCCUCAGACGUGGAUCAACGCUGCCACUCAGAUCUUCUUCUCUCUGGGUUUGGGUUUCGGCUCUCUGAUCGCGUUUGCCAGCUACAAUCAUCAGAACAACGACUUUGAGAAGCAGGCGGUCGCCGUGUCUCUCAUCAACAGCAGCACAUCAGUGUUUGCCUGUAUGGUGACCUUCGCCAUCUAUGGAUUUAAAGCCACGCUUAACUAUGAGAGCUGUUUGGAAAGGAUGAGGGUGUUAUUGCUCAACACAUUCGGUCUGUCUGAGAGUGACGUCUCUAUUGAUAACGUGACCGUCUGGAUCUCUCACCUGAAUCACACAAAUCCAGAGAUGUUUGCCACCAUCGCUUCAAAAAUAGAAGUCUGUAGUCUGGAGGCAGAAUUAGACACGGCGGUGGAGGGCACAGGUUUGGCUUUUAUCGUGUACAGCGAGGCCAUUAAAAACAUGCCGGUGUCUCAGCUCUGGUCUGUUCUUUACUUCAUCAUGCUGUUGUUGUUGGGGAUGGGGAGCAUGCUGGGUAACAUCACGGCCAUCAUCACCCCGCUGGGAGACCUUAAAAUCCUCUCACGCACAUUCAGCAACGAGACCCUCAACGGUCUGGUUUGUCUUGUGUGUCUUCUUCUGGGUUUGGGUUUCACCACCCGUUCAGGAAGUUACUGGUUCACCAUGUUUAAUGACUACGGAGCCACGUUGUCUCUGCUCUUCAUCGUUCUCUUCGAGGUGGUCAGCGUCUGCUACAUCUAUGGACUGAAAAGGUUUGAGAAAGAUAUUGAAGACAUGUUGGGUCAUCGACCUAACUGGUACUGGCGAGUGAUGUGGGCAGCGGUGAGUCCGGCUCUUCUCAUCUGCCUCUUCAUCGUUUACAUCAUCAACUACAUUCAGGGCGGCACACCAACCUAUCAGGCCUGGGAUAAAGAUCUGGGCAGAUCAGUGGUGAAGGAAUAUCCAGCGUACGGUCAGGCUUUCAUAGCUCUGCUUCUGAUAUCGUCUUUAAGCUGCGUCCCUCUGGUGGCUCUUUAUGAGUUCUGCAAGAGGAAACACAGAGGACAGCCCAUACGUCAGCGUCAGACCGUCUGCACCGUCUCAUCUGGACUUUAGAUCAACAACACAUCACAAUAGAGAUUGCUUAUAUACAGUAUAUAUAUAUAUAUGUUGUUGUUGUUCAGUAGGUGUUAUGUACAUUUAUAAACAUAUACAUUUUAAACAUGUACAUUUAUUGACAGAUUUUCUAUAUAUAUAUAAAUGUAUAGCAAUUUAUGAGAAAGUCAAUUUAUCAGAGCAGCAAAGCAGAUUUGUUUAUAUGUAACAAGGCAUUUAAGUGUUUUAGAUUGAUUGUAAAAUGAGCAAGUGAACAAUCCAAAGGGGUUCUAUUUUCUUAACGCAGGUUGGCAAAUAAUACAUAAAUAAAUAUAAAAAAACUGUUCAAAUGUGCAAAAUAUGAAUGUA